This is a messenger RNA of Amoebophrya sp. A25, 2604 nucleotides long. Lineage: Eukaryota; Dinophyceae; Syndiniales; Amoebophryaceae. The record is from the annotation of a GenBank genome assembly.
UCAUGUCCGCCCGAAUAUUUCGCCUUGUUGUAGACGCUGAGCGCCCGGGUUUAUGUUUAUUUUCUUAAUCCUCAUUGCUCCCAUCUCAGACAUUGGUUACAAAUUUGUAACACAGGAAUGGGGACGUAGAGCUAGAAUUUCCCACGUAUUAAGAAGGCAUUGCCAUUUAAACGCAAUAAUAUCGAACCCCUAUUCCAUUGGUCUUGUUUUUAUCGAUCUUUCAGAUUUGACAUGCUAUGCUAGGCGUAUAUUUUUUCAAGGGCUGACACAGCAGGUGUAUUGGAAAUCCUGCUAACUACUGACGCGCAUCGACGACUUAGCAGGAGAUGCGCCUUGGAUUCUAUAGCGGCUUUAUGAUCUAUUGCGUUGCGCUUUGGAGUUCCGAUCUCAUGCAGCCUGCCUCUGUGUCUGAGGUAAGAUGAAUACAGAGGAAGUACGAGCAACGAGAGCGAAGGCGAGAGAAAAGAAGAAGAAAGUAGUGAGCCAAUGACUGAAUAUAACAACGUGUGAAGGAGGUAUAGAUGAAUAGAAGGUAGUGCAGAGAUACUAGAGAUAGUUCUGCCUCAAUAACAAGCUGAUCAAUAAGAGCUUCAAAACUAUGGGUAUUUUUUCCACCUGUUGUGGUGGUAGUACGGCGCAGAAUGUCGUCGCACCUAUCAAGCCACCCAUGACAACGUCCGCAGGCGAUGAUACGCCUAUGAAUACGACGCUGCUCGCCACCAACGAUGGAGAAACCAUAGGGAAAAAUGACGCUUCAUUGCUCAAUAAGCUUGGCGGAGAUGAACUAGCGGACGAUAGGCACGUAUCAACAUCGUCACAACAGGAGAUUAGCAGCUGUGAUAACGUAGGGGGUGGCAACACGACAGGAGGUGUAAAAUUGGCUCGUGCAGAUGAGCCUGCUGCAAUAGUUCCAUCAGUUGGCAUGCCAUCAUCAGACGACGCAGCGCGAGAUGGUGAUGCAGCAGAAGCGGCUGCUGCGCCUCCAGGUACUUCUGUCGUAACUACUACUGGCUAAAAAGAUAUAGACUAUUAGUGAAGCACCGCGUACACGACGCUGACAUGAUCUAUGUUAUAUUCCUGAAACCAUAUGCAUAUACAUAGGAAUAUCCAAUCAAACUCCUGAAAAUGAGAUUCACAUUCAUGAUAUUCAGGAGCAACAAAUGCCGACCCGGGAAGAGGUGCCACGAGAUCUCAAGUAGGGAAUAAAACAGUUUCUUUUGCAGAAAGGAGGCAAAGCGUUGAGGCCCUGGAAGGUACUUUCACAUGCCUUUGCAAACUCUGGCUUCUUCCAGAUUUGGUGAUGGUUUUGUCUUACAUCUCCUCAUCAAUCUCAUCUUUAUUUUAUUCUAACACGCACGGCUAGGCUUUGGCCUUCACGCUCAGCAGGAUCAAAACUCUGAGUGUACUACUAUUGCGACAAUUUAUUUGCAUAAACGGCCGACCAUGUUGCAAAUGCAACUCGUUUAUACACGACCAUCACCAAUACCUGUACGCCAAACAGGAAACGUGAUGAUAGCAAGUAUGGUACUGUCAAACGAGUGGAACCAAGAAAAUCCAGAACUAGAGGUGCCAGCGUGGUUAAAGUACAGUCUCCAGUCAGCUGCGGAACAGGAAAGCUCCGGCUUCGGUUCCGACUCAUCAGACGAGGAAGAUGUGUCCAAAAAUACACGCGAAAAUGCAAAGAACCCAUAAAAGAUAAGGGUGUACGACACUGUAAAAUCAAGAUGCACUGAUUCACGGUGAAAAAAGUAAAUGUGGAUUGUCAUUGUGGACCGAUUAUUUGAUACUAAAUUUGGGCUCGUUCUUCAGAAGGGGUAGCUGCCUGUAGAAGGGAAAGUGAUAUAACAGGAAACAUGACCCUAAUAAAUUAUUAUAUCUGUAAUAGUCUCACGCAAACGCAUCGUGGGACGACAUGUGCAUAUGGUGUCAUACUCUUGAGCUGCCUACAACUAAAGCGACUAUUAGAACUUCUUAGUAAAUCGGAUCUUCUCGUCACUGGACGCAGCUUACAAUAUUGUCUCUCAUACAUGCGUAGGAGUAGUUGAAGUAUCACUACACAGACGGCACCUCAACCCUUUUAUAAUUUUUGUUUUUCAAUAUUUGGAGGCAGCAUCAACAAAGUCACAAAAUGUAAAUGAGCAAGCUCCUCCAUAAGACUGUAUGAAUGUAGUUGCAUUAGGUAGAUAAAAGUUGAAGUGAUAACUUGAACAGUAUUUCCGUGCACGCAAAAAACCAGUAUGUAAAGCCGUAGUUUUAUCUCAAAUGCUAUGUAUUGUACAGUAGUCUCCUAAAUUAAUAGCUAAAAUACUCUUAAUGAUAGAUGAACACAAUAGAAAGAAAAAGAUGAACGUGCAGCCAUUUUAAGAUUGGUAUGACAUUUCUUGCUCUAGUACAACUUGUUACAGAUUAUACUCGAAAUAAUGUCUCACGUCUGGUCUGAAGUAAUUUUGACAUGGAACCACGACUACCUCUACAACAACCACACUCGUAAAACUCACAAGAACAGUAGACUCACAAGACCAGCAGUACUAGGCGUGGUCAUUGGUGAGCGGAAACGGACUACAGAAGGAAUCGCCCUGAUGAGCUGCAGGAGCGAAGCACCAU